Fusarium tjaetaba is the source of this 3402-nucleotide messenger RNA. Its product is annotated as calcium-independent phospholipase a2. Lineage: Eukaryota; Fungi; Ascomycota; Sordariomycetes; Hypocreales; Nectriaceae. The transcript has 11 exons. Gene Ontology annotation, cellular component: membrane. Gene Ontology annotation, biological process: arachidonate metabolic process. The record is from RefSeq and is a predicted model, not a curated record. Bases 1 to 3402 code for a protein of 1133 amino acids.
AUGGUGAGACCACGAGAAGGCUCGUCUGUCUCCUCUACCUCCGACUCAGAGCCUGAGGAUGAGAGCUUGAUAGGGUUUUUCGAGGGGAUCACUCAAUCAUGUGUCGAUCCCAACUUUUCAGACGGAGAUGAAUCGACUUUUCCUUCAACAUAUAUAUCCUGGGGAACGCCCUCAAAUGAGUUUAUCAAGGAACAGGCCGUGAAGUUCCAAAUAUCAUCUCGAUGCCGCAUCUGCAACCAUCGAGGGCGAGCUGGAGAGCUUGUCUUCUGCACUGGCUGCGGUAAUUCCAAGCGACCAGCACAUAGAGAAUGCUUGGCGAGGGAUCGGCAACACGUUAUGAGUCCUCGACGAAGACUUAGCGUUGGCGAGGAAGAGUGCAAAGAGGUGGAUUAUUCCGACUAUGUCUUCACUCGGUAUCUCCUCCAACCCCCUGAAUCCAAGUUAAAACUGGAAUUGCAUACCAAAGAUGCAACAUGUGCUUGGAUCGGAGUUCCGUCCCUACAGCGCUUUGAGAAGCCACAGAUCCAUGUUUGGCCUCGCCUUCAAGAUCUGCUCCAAAUGUCGCGAAACACCAAGCCCGGUCAGUAUCCUAAACUUGUCUCGUUUAUUGGCGAGACAGGUUCGGGGAAGAGCACUCUUAUAAGAACCAUGAUCCAAAUGGCUCGACCCGAUCACCCCGAAGGAGAGUCUGUUCCGGUGCCUGGGUCUCCAAGCGAUCGGUUUGCCUCCACGAGCAGUGAUAUCCACGCCUACAGCGAUCCCCUUACCCUCUCCACAAAGUAUCCGAUAGUCUAUGCCGACUGUGAAGGCUUUGUGGGCUCCGAAAAGCCCAUAGCCCAAGAGAUUAUUGCUGCUCUUUCUGAACCAAAUUGGCUAUUCCAGUGGGAAUUUGGGGAGGAUUCUGCCGAACAAAGAGUACUGAGACACUGGCAGGCCAAACAGGAUAAGCUAUUGAGACAGAUGAACCAGUUCCUGAACGGUGCUGAGAGCAGAAUCAAUGUUGAAUGGGGUAAACUCGACUACCCAGACCCACGAGCAUCUGUUAUUGUGGAAGACACAGAUGGGCGAAGGUUGUGCACUGUCCAGAACAAGACUCGAAAGCUCAUCGUCAAGUAUCUGUAUCCCAGAGUCCUCUAUGGCUUUUCGGAUGUAGUUUGUUUCGUCACGACCAACGGAAGGACUUCGGACAGUUUCUUGGGGCAACUAAUUGACUGGGCUCAACACUCACAUGACCGAAUCCUCAACCAGCGUACAAAACCUGCUCUUAUUGUCAUUCUCAAUAUCGUUGUUGAUAUGGACGACAGCUCAUCUUCUGAUGCGACGGAGGAUCUUCUGCGAAGUUUUCAAAGAACUGAACGUUUUCGAACACUACAGGCCCUCUGGAAGGAGAGAGAACAUCCAAUUAGAAACACCGCUGAUUUACUCCUUUGUUACUACAGCGACUUCAAAGUAGUCCUUAUCCCAGCCAUAAGUCCCAGGAGCACACCAGCCGAUGCGACCGCUGUUAGCAAAAGCAUCAGACAGCUAUACGAGACCAUCCGAGGAUCGGUAUCCAAGAUCCGCACUGCCAAGGCUGACAGUGGUACAGAAUCAGACUUGGCUACUCUCAACACUCACAUGAACAGAUCUUUGAGUGUUCUAGGACAGGACCUUCGCGCCGCACUUGAUCUUCAUGAUGUAGUAAUGAAUGAUUCAUCAAUCCCGACUCAGCUGAGCGACCAUAUGGCAUCAACCCUUCGUCAGAUGUGUAUCUUGCGAGAAAUGGACCGCACUGAUGCGAUCGGAGGUGAGGAAAGGGUUGUGGAAGAAUUCGCCCCCUACGUCGGUGCAUGUAUCGUCGCCCAAACUCGCCACAUCCAAGACAAUGAAAUACGAAAGAGGAGAAGGGAAGACCUAGUGACCGAAGCUCGAAGCGGUCUCCAGAAGUUCCGCUGGCGAUACUGGCGAUGUGAAGCUCUAGAGCGACGAACUGGCCGAAGAUGUCGAAACUAUUACGAUGGACACUACAAGGGUCACCAGUUCAACAGACCGGACAACGAUUUCGAGGACGUGGAGGGUCUCAACCGAAGGGGUGGUGAAUCAAACCACAGAUGUUCCUGGCAUCCUGAUCAGUUUCCAGAGGACGCAGCGCCACGCGUGUUAUCACUAGAUGGUGGAGGUGUCCGUGGUAUUGUCGAGCUUUGUGUUUUGCGUCGGAUCGAAAAGCACGUGGGCUAUGGCAUCGCAAUCCAUCAGCUUUUCGAUCUUGUGGUAGGCACAAGCACAGGUGGCAUCGUCGCUCUUGGUGUCUUCCACCAGCGUUGGUCAACGGACGAUGCCAUCAAUAGGUUCCGAGCACUGGCGCGAAGAGCUUUCACGCUUCGAUUGGGACUCGGGAACUCUUUUAUCAAAGCUAUUGCGCAGCCAUGGAACCCAAAAGCGGGCACUGAUGAAGCAGAAGAUUAUCUUUCUCGUGAAGAUGAGCAGUCGAAUGACUUCAAGAUCUGGGAAGCGGCGAGAGCGACAUCUGCAGCACCGACAUUCUUCCAGCCCUUCGUCCACCCCGAAACGAAACGAACAUAUGUGGACGGAGCUCUUAUGCACAACAACCCAGUAUCUCUAGCCUAUUCCGAGGUUGAUAAAAUUUGGCCUGGUUCCCUUCCUCCUGAUAUCAUCUUAUCAAUUGGUACUGGAUUGGUUGUUGAUCCCAAGUCAGGAAAGAUGAAGACAAAACACAACUCCAAGCUGCAAAAGAUCAAGGGAUGGAUUCCUAGAGGCUACCUCAUGCGAAUAGAGGCUGGACUGGGAAUAAUCCAGAGCUCGACUAGCUGCCACGAGGCUUGGAAAGAGUUCAAAAGCAUGUCCGUGUCAGACCGUCGACUUCGAGAAAACUGUCAUCGGCUCAAUGUUGGCUUGAAACAGCGCGUCGAAAUGGAUGAUGUUGAGAAAAUGGAUUCUCUUAUUGAAGAAUGUGAGGAGUACCUUUGCGAUGGUACAAACAUGUUCUAUUACGACAAAACAUACAGAACAGCCCCUGAACACCUUCACACAGUAGCAAGGCGACUUUUGGCAUCCUUGUUCUACUACGUUGGGCCUCUCGAGCGGACCAUGAAGAGAGGGAGAUGUGUUGGGAAGAUGUUUUGCAGAUUAGAGGCAGGUUCUGCAUCGGCGAAGGAACUGUUACGAGACAAUGUGCGAUUCCGGCUGGCUCAAAUUUCGGAAGACGGUACCAAGGCAGUAUAUCCUCGCAUUCUUCAUCAUCGGGAUAGUCCACGCUGGGAUCUAAGGGAUCUUUCAGCCCUUGUGGUUCUCAAGGUGGAAGAAGGGACGUGUAGGCGAUGGAUUGAGGUGAACCUGCCUGACUGGAGGGAUGAAUGGGAGCCCAUCUCUGGAUUCCAGUCUCGUGGGCGCACUAAUGUGUGA